GGCUGUCUCUGCCUGUCUGCUGGGGUCUCCCGCCAUCCACACUGGCUGGGCUGCUGGAGGCUUGGGAGCCUCUCCUGGUGGUGACUUCUCCAACCCUGGUCCCAUCAGCCACUCUGCCCCAAGAUGGGUCGUGGGGCCGGCCGAGAGUACUCGCCCGCUGCCACGACUGCGGAAAAUGGGGGCGGCAAGAAAAAGCAGAAAGAGAAGGAACUGGAUGAGCUGAAGAAGGAGGUGACCAUGGAUGACCACAAGCUAUCCCUGGACGAGCUGGGCCGCAAGUACCAAGUGGAUCUGUCCAAGGGCCUCACCAACCAGCGGGCACAGGACAUCCUGGCUCGGGAUGGACCCAACGCUCUCACCCCCCCUCCCACCACCCCCGAGUGGGUCAAGUUCUGUCGCCAGCUUUUUGGGGGCUUCUCCAUCCUGCUGUGGAUCGGGGCCAUCCUCUGCUUCCUGGCCUAUGGCAUCCAGGCUGCCAUGGAGGAUGAGCCAUCCAAUGACAACCUCUAUCUGGGUGUGGUGCUGGCAGCCGUGGUCAUCGUCACCGGCUGCUUCUCCUACUACCAGGAGGCCAAGAGCUCCAAGAUCAUGGAUUCCUUCAAAAACAUGGUGCCUCAGCAAGCCCUCGUGGUGCGGGAGGGAGAGAAGAUGCAGAUCAACGCAGAGGAGGUGGUGGUUGGAGACCUGGUGGAGGUGAAGGGUGGCGACCGCGUCCCUGCUGACCUCCGGAUCAUCUCCUCGCACGGCUGUAAGGUGGAUAACUCAUCCCUCACAGGCGAGUCAGAGCCCCAGACCCGCUCCCCCGAGUUCACCCACGAGAACCCCCUGGAGACCCGCAAUAUCUGUUUCUUCUCUACCAACUGUGUGGAAGGCACGGCCAGGGGCAUCGUGAUUGCCACAGGCGACCGGACGGUGAUGGGCCGCAUAGCCACUCUGGCCUCGGGCUUGGAGGUCGGGCGGACUCCGAUAGCUAUGGAGAUCGAGCACUUCAUCCAGCUGAUCACCGGGGUGGCCGUGUUCCUGGGCGUCUCCUUCUUCGUGCUCUCGCUCAUCCUGGGCUACAGCUGGCUGGAAGCCGUCAUCUUCCUCAUCGGCAUCAUCGUGGCCAACGUGCCCGAGGGGCUGCUGGCCACCGUCACUGUGUGUCUGACCCUGACAGCCAAGCGCAUGGCGCGGAAGAACUGCCUGGUAAAGAACCUUGAGGCGGUGGAGACACUGGGCUCCACCUCCACCAUCUGCUCAGAUAAGACGGGCACCCUCACCCAGAACCGCAUGACCGUUGCCCACAUGUGGUUUGACAACCAGAUCCAUGAGGCCGACACCACCGAAGACCAGUCUGGGGCCACUUUCGACAAGCGCUCCCCCACUUGGACAGCCCUGUCUCGGAUUGCUGGCCUCUGCAAUCGCGCUGUCUUCAAGGCCGGGCAGGAAAACAUCUCUGUGUCUAAGCGGGACACGGCCGGCGAUGCCUCCGAGUCCGCUCUGCUCAAGUGCAUCGAGCUGUCCUGCGGUUCCGUGAGGAAGAUGCGGGAAAGGAACCCCAAGGUGGCGGAGAUCCCUUUCAACUCUACCAACAAGUACCAGCUGUCCAUCCACGAGCGAGAAGACAGCCCCCAGAGCCACGUGCUGGUGAUGAAGGGGGCCCCGGAGCGCAUCCUGGACCGCUGCUCCUCCAUCCUAGUGCAGGGCAAGGAGAUCCCGCUGGACAAGGAGAUGCAAGACGCGUUCCAAAAUGCCUACAUGGAGCUGGGAGGACUGGGGGAACGUGUGCUGGGAUUCUGUCACCUGAAUCUUCCCUCUGGAAAGUUCCCUCGGGGCUUCAAAUUCGACACGGAUGAGGUCAACUUCCCCACGGAGAAGCUCUGCUUCGUGGGCCUCAUGUCUAUGAUCGACCCUCCCAGGGCUGCGGUGCCAGACGCUGUGGGCAAGUGCCGAAGCGCGGGCAUCAAGGUGAUCAUGGUGACCGGGGAUCACCCUAUCACCGCCAAGGCCAUUGCCAAAGGAGUGGGCAUCAUAUCAGAGGGCAACGAGACUGUGGAGGACAUCGCAGCCCGGCUCAACAUCCCUGUGAGUCAAGUCAACCCCAGAGAGGCCAAGGCGUGCGUGGUGCACGGCUCAGACCUGAAGGACAUGACUUCGGAGGAGCUGGACGACCUCCUGAAGAACCACACGGAGAUCGUGUUUGCCCGGACGUCCCCGCAGCAGAAGCUGAUCAUCGUGGAGGGCUGCCAGAGGCAGGGCGCCAUCGUGGCGGUGACGGGUGACGGGGUGAACGACUCCCCCGCACUGAAGAAGGCCGACAUUGGCAUUGCCAUGGGCAUCGCCGGCUCGGACGUCUCCAAGCAGGCGGCCGACAUGAUCCUGCUGGACGACAACUUCGCCUCCAUCGUCACGGGCGUGGAGGAGGGCCGCCUGAUCUUCGACAACCUGAAGAAAUCCAUCGCCUACACCCUGACCAGCAACAUCCCAGAGAUCACGCCCUUCCUGCUCUUCAUCAUCGCCAACAUCCCCCUCCCUUUGGGCACCGUGACCAUCCUCUGCAUUGACCUGGGCACCGACAUGGUCCCUGCCAUCUCCUUGGCCUAUGAGGCCGCUGAGAGCGACAUCAUGAAGCGCCAACCCAGAAACCCGCAGACAGACAAGCUGGUGAACGAGCGGCUCAUCAGCAUGGCCUACGGACAGAUCGGGAUGAUCCAGGCCCUGGGCGGCUUCUUCACCUACUUUGUGAUUCUGGCCGAGAAUGGUUUCCUGCCGUCACGGCUGCUGGGGAUCCGUCUGGACUGGGAUGACCGCUCCAGGAAUGACCUGGAGGACAGCUAUGGACAGGAGUGGACCUACGAGCAGCGGAAGGUGGUGGAGUUCACGUGCCACACGGCCUUCUUCGCCAGCAUCGUGGUGGUGCAGUGGGCUGACCUCAUCAUCUGCAAGACACGCCGCAACUCCGUCUUCCAGCAGGGCAUGAAGAACAAGAUCCUGAUAUUUGGGCUCCUGGAGGAGACCGCGCUGGCUGCCUUUCUGUCUUACUGCCCAGGCAUGGGGGUUGCCCUCCGCAUGUACCCGCUCAAGGUCACUUGGUGGUUCUGUGCCUUCCCCUACAGUCUCCUCAUCUUCAUCUACGAUGAAGUCCGGAAGCUCAUCCUACGGCGAUAUCCUGGUGGCUGGGUGGAGAAGGAGACGUACUACUGAGCCCAUCGGAAGGAGAACCAAGCAUGGGGAAGGCGGGGUGCCCUGGAGGGGUUGCAGGAAUGGUGAUGGGGGGGAUGGGCGAGACCAGGCACUAUUGAUGGGAAGGAUUUGGGGAGAGAGAAAGCAGGAACUCAGCCGGCAGGUUGCGGGGGAGUGGGAUGAUUGCCCCAUAGGUCCAAUUAUCAACAGUCAGAUUAGACACUACAUGUUAGGAUCCCCAGCCUAGACCCUGCCCACCCAUCCCCAUGGUGUUAUGAAAUUGAGGAUCACUCCAGCCCUUCCGGUUCCUUAUCCCUUCACCCCUACCUCCUACUAGAACAAAUGGGCAUCCAAAGGCCAGGCCCCGUGGACACCAGCAGAAGGGAAGCCCUCUGAGAUCCCUCUCUCUCCAGCCACACUCCACCUCCCACUUCCACCCCUUGUGUGCUUCCUGCCCAACUCGGUCCUCGAACUGCUUUCCCCAGAGACCUUGACACCACAAAGGGUCCCUCCUGGUGAGUGCCCGAGACUAGAAAGGGGGGCUCCUGGGAGAGGCCAGGUGAGUCCUCCAGUCAAGAGAAGAGAGCUCUCUAAGAGGGAUAGCUGCCUGUGUCCUUCCCUGGCGCUGCCCCACCAGCCCGGGAAAAGAGUUCCUGGCUAUUGGUUGGAAUUGGUGUGGGAAAAUUUCCAGAACCUUCUGGCAUUCCAGGGACGUGCAGAAUCAGCUUAAGCCAUAAACGUGGUCAAAAUCUGGGGGCAACAAGUCGGGAGACAUUGUGAGGAGACUUGCCCUUGACCUCUCAGAUGGCAGGGCUGUUUCUCCCAGACGAAUUCCCAUCGGGACACUGGGUGCAGGUGCGCUGGAAUGGGGAGUUGGGGGUAUGUCUCUCCAAGGGACGCUGGUCCUUGCCUUGCCCCUUCUACACCUGGCCCUUUUGCCCCACAGGCAGCUCUGCCCUUUCAUUCGCUAGGCCUUGCCUCAAAGGCACUGGGAAUGUCCGGUAGAGGCCCAGCUGUGCAUGCAAGUGAGAAGGGGAGGCCCACGGAAAGUGCCAGACCUCAGGCAGAAGGGAAGGAAGCAGGAAAGACAAACACGAGGUCGGCCCAUCUGUAGAGCCCCCAGAGCAAUGAUUGUAUCGCACUGGGAUCUUACUUUAGCAGAUGCUCCUUGAAAGAAGUGAGUCAUUGCCAAGGGCUUGGAAAUUUUCAUGGGAAGCCGUACUGAUUUGGACCCAAUUAAUUUGAUAUCGUGGACCGGACAGCGUUUAUCUUUCUCCUUACAGUCCAUGAAAAGGACCUUUGUUCAGCCAAUUAAAGACCUAACCCAUAUUGCUAGGGGUGGCAUCCUUAGUCAACCUAAAACAAAUCCUCUCCGGGCACCUUAGGGAUAUCCAUUUAGAAGUAGAAAACGCAAGAGCUAAUCGUCGUCCGUCUUUAUGUAUUUGGUAAAGAAGCAGCUACAGGACUUUUACGCGGUGAUGUUUUGUAAGACAUUAGUUUGGGGCACAGCGUAUGUACUUGAACAUAAUAAAGUUGCAAUUCUUUAUGGACAAAAGAAA
Molecule: messenger RNA, 4724 nt
Organism: Echinops telfairi (small Madagascar hedgehog)
Lineage: Eukaryota; Metazoa; Chordata; Mammalia; Afrosoricida; Tenrecidae
Gene: ATP1A2
Product: ATPase Na+/K+ transporting subunit alpha 2
Exons: 23
Coding region: 124-3186 (1020 amino acids)
Biological process (GO): sodium ion export across plasma membrane; proton transmembrane transport; potassium ion import across plasma membrane
Cellular component (GO): membrane
Molecular function (GO): ATP hydrolysis activity; ATP binding; P-type sodium:potassium-exchanging transporter activity
Source: RefSeq, a predicted model, not a curated record